GGCUUUCUUUCUUAUCGUCAAAGUAAAGAAACAGUCUACUUCAUCCAGCAACCGUUCCGGUGCCGGCAGUUAGGAUAUCAUCCUAACCAAGUUGGGAAAUAUUAACAGUCCAGGAUCAGCAAGCGAAAGGCGAGCAGCAUCCGAUGUCCGACCGGCGUGCCUGAACCAACGACACCUCCGCACCACAGACGACAAUUAGUCAUUUGCUUUAACUAGGGGCUUCAUCACCGCCGGAAUAAUGAGUUGAUACCGUGCCAUUGGGUUGGUGGCGUGUUCACACCCCAUUGAUACUUAAACCACGCAUUCUCGGGAUGACACAUCGGUAUCUCAUGUUUGAAAUACUCUGAUAACAACAUCCGGGCUUCGAGUUUUCGGGUAGAGAACACCAAACUUAUACAUUCGAUAUGGCGGAUUCCAGGGAAAAGGCAACCGUCAUCGUUGUUGGCGGUGGGGGCACUAUCGGCUCAUCAACAGCGCUGCAUCUCGUCCGCGCAGGAUACACGCCCUCAAACAUCACAGUCUUGGAUACAUAUCCCAUUCCGUCAUCACAGUCAGCUGGUAAUGACCUAAACAAGAUCAUGGGCAUCCGCUUGCGGAACAAGGUGGACUUGCAGUUGAGCUUGGAAGCACGGCAGAUGUGGAAAGAAGACGAGCUAUUCAAAGGUUUUUUCCACAAUACUGGAAGACUCGAUUGCGCUCAUGGCCAGGAAGGCAUCACGGAAUUGAAGGAGGAGUACCAGGCCCUCCUUGAUGCCAACGCUGGUUUGGAAGAGACGAAUGAGUGGCUGGACUCAGAAGACGAGAUUCUAGCGAAGAUGCCACUCCUCGAGCGUGAGCAAAUUAAGGGAUGGAAAGCCGUCUUUAGCAAAGACGGUGGAUGGCUUGCAGCAGCAAAAGCAAUCAACGCGAUAGGCGAGUACUUGCGCGAUCAAGGUGUCAAAUUCGGAUUUGGUGGUGCAGGUUCUUUCAAGCAGCCGCUCCUUGCGGAGGGCAUUUGCAUUGGCGUCGAGACAGUCGAUGGGACGAGGUACUAUGCUAAUAAAGUCGUCCUGGCGGCUGGUGCGUGGAGUCCUACACUGGUGGAUCUCGAGGAUCAGUGCGUUUCAAAAGCUUGGGUUUUCGCGCAUCUGCAGCUUACCCCCGAAGAGGCUGCAGGGUACAAGGAUACCCCCGUGGUGUACAACGGUGAUGUAGGCUUCUUCUUCGAGCCCAAUGAGAAUGGAAUAAUCAAAGUCUGCGAUGAAUUCCCGGGUUUCACUCGCUUCAAGGAACAUCAACCGUACGGGGCCUCAACACCAAAGCGCAUCUCGGUACCCAGAUCACAUGCAAAGCACCCUACCGACACCUACCCGGAUUCGUCAGAAGUCAACAUCCGGAAGGCAGUUGCCACAUUCUUGCCCAGAUUCAAGGAUAAGGAGCUAUUUAACCGAGCAUUGUGCUGGUGUACGGAUACAGCUGAUGCUUCGUUGUUGAUUUGCGAACAUCCGCAGUGGCGUAACUUUGUGCUAGCUACCGGGGAUAGCGGCCACUCAUUCAAGUUGCUGCCAAAUAUCGGCAAGCACGUCGUUGAGCUUAUCGAGGGUACCUUGGCGGAAGACCUGGCGCAGGCUUGGAGGUGGCGGCCGGGUGGCGAUGCGCUGAAGUCAAGGAGAGCAGCACCUGCUAAGGAUCUAGCGGAUAUGCCUGGAUGGCAGCAUGAUGAGGUACCUAGGGCAAGGCUAUAAGUUGUCUGUAUAGAUUUGUAAAAAAAGACAUCGAAGAAUAAGUGUGGAGAAGCUAUAAUAUCAGGAACGGUUUGAGUGAGAAAAGAAGAGAUGUCGUAAAGACCAUGAGGACAAACAUGAGAUGAUUAUAGGAACGUCCAGUUGAUGUUGAGCUAGCCGUUUGAACGCGUUCUGCACGUGUGAGAAAGGUGCUAGGAUGCGGAAGUUAGCCGCGGUCUGUGCUUCCUUAGCGGGCCGCCCAAUGAUAUCAUUUCGGUGGACUGUCGCAAGUGAAAGAGUCAACCAUUGUCGC
This is a messenger RNA of Cucurbitaria berberidis CBS 394.84, 2016 nucleotides long. RefSeq names its product fructosyl amino acid oxidase. The transcript has 6 exons. Lineage: Eukaryota; Fungi; Ascomycota; Dothideomycetes; Pleosporales; Cucurbitariaceae. Bases 405 to 1724 code for a protein of 439 amino acids. The record is from RefSeq and is a predicted model, not a curated record. Gene Ontology annotation, molecular function: flavin adenine dinucleotide binding; saccharopine oxidase activity; sarcosine oxidase activity.